Messenger RNA from Camellia sinensis, 1632 nucleotides. The record is from RefSeq and is a predicted model, not a curated record. NCBI's taxonomy places the organism in Eukaryota, Viridiplantae, Streptophyta, Magnoliopsida, Ericales, Theaceae.
AUGUUAUUGCUUGCCAAAUCAAUAGGGAUACACCAUGUAGAGGUUGUCGUUGAUUUGAAAAGUGAUAUUGGUCAGUCGAGUAGCUCUGGGUCGCUGCGUGUGGGAGAUAAGGAAAAAAUUGAUGCACUUCGGAGAUUUUGCCACCAGAAGGAGAAGGUCUUAUUGUCAACCCCUUGGGCAAAUGGUAUUACACAUGUGGGACAAUGCUCUGUAGGAGGUGCACAAAAAUUUCGUGAUGUUUUAUGUAAGUAUGCAAUCCAAUACGGAUUUCAGUUUACGUAUGUCGAGAACAAUACAACAAGGGUUACUGUGAAUCCGAGAGUUAGUUCUGAUUUGGUGUCGAGAACUAUAUUAGAAAUUGUGAGGGACAAGCCGUUGACUCAGCCGUAUGAGGUGGUGACUAUUUUGAAGAGAGGUUAUGGGCUAGAUGUGAGUUACCACGUGGUAUGGUUGGGCGUGGUGAAAGCAAAGGUUGUUAUUCAUGGAGAUCACUCAUUAUCAUUUGACCAGUUGCAGUGGUAUUCGGAUGCUGUGAUGCGUUACAAUCCGGGGAUUAUGUCAAUAUUGACUAUGACGCGAGUAGUCAACAGUUUUGUCGUUUCUUUGUAUAAUUCGCUGCGUGUAUUUCUGGGUACAAUUCUUGUCGGUCUUUAUUAUUCCUUGAUGGAACAUUCCUCAAAGGAAAGUCUAUUCCCUGUUGCAUUUGUGAUUAUUGAUUCAAAGACCACAACCAAUUGGUCAUGGUUCUUGCACGAACUUGGGAAGGUUGUUGAUGGUAAGCGUCAAAUUACUUUUAUUUCGUACCGUAAUCUUGGUCUGUUAGAAGCGAUCCCGAAGGUGUUCCCAUUUGCUCAUCAAGGUUAUUACUUACAACACUUGAAGAACAAUUUAAGAAACCGGAUGAAGGGAAUUGAUAAUGGAUUUAGGGACCACCUGGUUAGUAGUUUGGGUGACUGUGCUUACAAGCCAACUGUGGUAGGAUUCCAUGAAAAGCUUGAGAAAUUAAAAAAUGAGGAGACGUAUUGUGCAGCCUAUUCGGAUGCCAUAUUCCCUAUACCGUUGGUGGAAAAGUCACAUUUUGAUCCCACAAACUUCACAACACACCCAUCAAUUGUGAAAAUACCACCCGACAUGUCAAAAAAGAAUAGAAUCCCAUCAAGAGGUCUAUUCCAUGUUGCAUUUGUGAUUAUUGAUUCAAAGACCACAACCAAUUGGUCAUGGUUCUUGCACGAACUUAGGAAGUUUGUUGAUGAGUCAUUUAAUGAUUGGAUUAAAGAAGCACGCAAUCUUCCUAUCACUCGGAUGAUGGACACAAUUCGUAUUCAGUUGUUGCAGCAAAUGUCUGCGCGGCGUGACCAAGCAAACACGUGGAAUGAGCUUAUUUGUCCUAUAUUCGAAACAAUGCUUCUUGAUUCACUCAACGACAGCAGGUCUUGGCAAGUUAGCAAAGCCAAUGAGGAUGUGUUUGGGGUUCAUUCGAUACCAUCUGUUACAAUUGAUAUUGCAAGGCGUGAGGAAGCUCAAUUUUUGCAAAUCUUCUACCAAUUCCUCAAGUCUCUAAGCCAAAUCUCAAUGGAAGGCAAACAUUAUGUUGCAAUAAGAUUACGUUGUGUUGGCAAACUUAGUAUUUGA